UUUUAUUUCAUUCACAGCAUACAAGCGAUGACCAUAUCUAGAAAGAGCAAACGUUAAUUGAAAAAUGCAAUAUAAAUUUCAAUCUUAAUAAUGUGAACUGCAAACAACUAAAUUCUGUAUUUAAAUUAUUUAUCAGUGUGAUUGGCAAUAACUUUAUUAUCAUAUUAUGAUUUAAAUCUAAAUACAAAGAAGUCACGAAGACAGUAUUAAGGAAAGACGUCAUCUAAAAUAUAAAAAAAAUUAUGAAAUAUGAACAAGUCUAGUAGAAUUGAUCCCUAUUUAAAUAUUAUAAAAUAUUUUUUAACUUUGAUUGGACAAUGGCCUUAUCAAUUACCCAAGGAAAAAAUAAUUUAUCGUAUAGUUGGUCAAGGAAUAUGUACAUUAAUUCUUGUGCCAGGCUUAAUAGCUUUGUAUGAUGUAAGACAUGAUUCUGCUACUUUUUUUGACUGUAUUCCUCCACUAUUUACAGUAUUUCUUAGCUUUUCUUAUGCUAUAUGUUACAGCUUAAACAUUACAAAGAUAAAAUCUCUAACUGAGACAAUGAAACGUGACUGGCUGUCACUCGAAGAUUGCGAAACUGAGCUCGAAAUUAUAGAAAGAUCAGCCCAGAGGGGAAAAUACUUAAUAAGACUUUUUGCAAUUUACUCUUACACAAGUACAGCCAUUUAUGUGAUGAGUCCAAUGCUACCACAAGUGCUUGACCUUAUUUUACCUCUUAAUGAGUCAAGAGCAAGAAUUUUUGUUUUUCGUGUCAACUACGUUUUUAUUGAAAACGACGAUUACUAUUAUUUAAUAUAUCUUCAUUCAAUUCUUGCUGCAUUUAUAACAUUAACAAAUAUAGUAGCAGUAGACUUUAUCUUUCUUACUACUGCGCAACAUGCUUGCGGAAUGUUUCAACUUUUAGGAUACAGACUGGCAAACGUUGUAGACAAAAACUACAAAGUUAAUAAGUGUGAUAUCAUUGAGGACAACAAAAUCAACCAAAGAAUGGUCAGAUGUAUUCAACUAUAUAAUGGUAUACUUGAAUUUACAGAGAACAUAGAGCUCAGCUUUUCGAAUAUGUUCUUACUCAUCUUUGGUAUUAACAUGUUAAUAAUAAGUUUUCAAGGAGUUCAGAUUGUCUUAAACUUAAAUAAUACACCAAUUCUCAUAAGAUUUGGAACCUUUUUUUUGGGACAAAUUAUUCAUUUGUUCUAUAACACCAUUCCUGGUCAAAUGUUAAUAGAUGAAAGUUCUAAAGUUUCUCAAUAUUGUUAUGAAUGCAAUUGGACUGAGAUGAGUAUUAAAUCUCAGAAACUUCUAUUAUUUAUACUAUUAAGGGCCUCCCGCGAAUGUAAAGUAUCUGCUGGAAAAAUUUAUACAAUUUCAAUGGAAAACUAUAGUUCAGUUUUAAAAACAUCAUUUUCAUACUUAAGUGUUUUAUCUUCAGUACAAUAAUAGAAAAAAUAUUUUAUUUCUUAUCUGAUUUUCAAAUUUUUGUGUCGGUAAGGUAUUCCAGGUAACAGUGAACAAAAGCAUCUGCUUUCGUGUACAAAGUGUAAUUAUGUUAAUGAAAUAAAAUAAAAACCGUAUUAUAAAAUACAUGAAAUACAUAUUUGGCUCAUUUCAUUUAAAUUGUCAUAUUCGUGUCCCUUGCCAAAAAAAAUUAUUUGAUAUAACCUUAGUUGAAAUUAAUUUGUUUAUAUAGUAAAAAGCAAUAAUUUUCAAUAAUUUUUCUACUUACAAGGACAUAAAAGUGAUUUUUAUAAUAUUGGCAGAACAAAAAGCAGGCAAAAUGUCAUAAGUGUAAUGCGUCCCCGGAGACAUUUUCAAUGUUCAAAUGAAUGAAAUAUCGAAAAUAUAGUGUUUAAACCAGAUUAAAAAAAUGUUUCGUGAAGUAUUAGUUCUAUAUUUAAGGAAAAUCAAAUGUUGGUAAUUAAACUUUAUUUUAUACAAUUUCCAGAAAAUGAAAAUGACGUGUCUCUCACUUUUGUAUUUUUACGUUUUGCCGGCAGAAUUUCCUACUUUUACCUGCUAUUUAAAUUACCUUAUGAGCAAAAAAUUUUCUUUACCAUCGCAUAAGCAGCAGAACACAACAACGAAGUGUGUGAAAAAAACGAAAACGAUAUAAGUAUAAAUCUGCUCGUUUGUCAUGGAGGCAGAAAAAGCCGAAACACUUUCGUAAUUGAAUUUCUGUCAACAGUGUAACGCCUUGAAAAUGGUUAGAAAAUAUUUUGAAUUUUAUAUCGGUAUGGAAUUUAAUGUAUUUUUGGAUUCUCUUUCAAAUGAGACUAACCCCGUCGAUAUAAGUAUAACCGUUUUCAUUUUAUAAGCGAAAAACGAGCAAAAUGUCAACAGUGUUAUGGUCAUAAGUGUAAUGCAAAUUUGUAUAUAUGGCUUCAGUAAACGUAAUAAAUCACAGAGGCCUACAAAAUAAAACUUUUUUCUUUUAUUUUGAUAUCAGAAUGGUUUCUAAUGUAUUUUUGGGCGCUGAACACGAUCCUGAAUCUUAAAAUUGCCUAGCAUGUCAGGAUUUUGAAAAAAGUGGGGGUAAAAACCGCCAAGAAACAUGUUUUUAUGGGUGUUUAAUAUGAUUUUUCUCUUUAACCUGACGUGGUAAAAACUUCAAAAAAGUUUUAAAUUAUAGCAUAAAUCGUGUAUUACAUGACCCGUACACGCAACCCUCUCCCCUAAUUUUUUUCCAUAAAAUGGGGUUAUAACCCACCCUCAAAAAAUUUUUAUUUUAAUUCUUUCGGCGAAAUGAAUAGAUGUUUAUUUGUUUUAUGUUCAUAAUGUUUAAGGACAUAAAUUUGCAUUUUGCCUAUAUAAUUUUUAAACCUUUCACAGUCCAGUUAAAAAUCACUUAUAGGCCUAAUAAGGUUCCAAACAGAGCUUUCAAAAAAAUUUGAUUUCAUCGUAUUUAAGAUUUUUGGGUUUAUCUGUCAUCAAAUUCGAAUUCAGCGACCCCGAAAACCCCCGAGAAACAAAUUUCGACCGAAUCGCAUCAGUCUUGAAAUUAUCCGCCAUAUUGGGUCGCCAUAUUGGAUCCACCAUUUUAAAUUUUGAAAAUCUGACGUCAUAUUUGUAAUUAGCAACCCAAAAAACCCCUAAGUAACGAGUUUCAAGCGAAUCGAAUCAAUUUCUAAAUUUUCAUGGUCGCCAUUUUGGAUCGGCCAUUUUGAAUAUUUUAAAUCUGACUUCAAAUUCGGAUUCAGCGACCCCAAAAACUUCAGUAUAUUUAUCAUCAGUCAAAUCAAAUUAUAUUUAGUAUUAUUAUUUUAUCAAAAAUUGACAGAAAAAAAUUUUUAUCUUAGAUAUGACGAUUUCUGCCAAAAAAAACCGUCUGCCAUAAGAAAUAUAUGACUUUAAUUUUGUGACCACUAUUUAUUUUGUUAAUUUAACAUGUUAAACUGUAUAAAAAAAUUAGUUUCAACCUUAAAAUCAAAAUUUUCCAACUCAACUUUUCUGGAAGCUGAAUAUGACAAUUUAAAUGAAAUGAGCCAUUUAUACUGAAUAUAUUAAAAAAGCAUCGCAUCUGAGUUUCGGUAUCAAUAGUAUUACUAUUAGUAUCCAAAUAAUCAUAAAGUUUAUUCAUUCUCCUUGGCUACAAAUUGCUAUGACUCUCCCUGGUAAAAAUUCGGGACUGUUUCCGGAUUAAUCUGGAAUUCGUCUACAUCCGAAAUUUUCCCGAUUUGUGUAACUGGUGAAUCCGGAAUUAAUUAGGUCUAAUCCGAAGUCAGUUCGAUCAAACGUAAGUAGUGAUAGAAGAUUCUAGAUUUACUGAUUACACAAGUCGAAUUAAUUUCGGAUUUAAUAGAAGUAAUUUUGCAUUUACUUGUUGUGUAUGAUUCGAUUAAUUUCGGAUUAAUUCUAGAUUUACUAGUCACACAAAUAAUACUAUUUUCGGACUAAUUUCGGAUAAUAGAAACCCCCUUAUUGAAAAUCCCUAUGCAAGAUCUUGUACAAGAAAAUGUAUAAUUUCGGCACUAGAAUUUGGAACAAAGUCUUGAAACAGAACUGCUUCAGCUGCCGAACAUGUACAUUUUCUUGUACAAGAUCUUGUACAGGGAUUUUCAAUAGGGCCAACGCUAAAGCGAACUGUGUCGAAUUAAUUCACUAUUAACGUAUAAGGGAAAUAUAUAGAUUUACUGUAUAAAUGAGUAUAAAAACUUAAUUAAUUCCGUUCUAAGACAAAAAAGAAGUUCAGAAGAUGUUUGUUGGAUAUUUGAUAUUGACACCAUCUAUUUUAAGAAUUAUAUAAAAAUUCUAUAGGAAAAUGUUAAAUUAACCCCUUAACUGCUGAUGACGACAAUUUUGUGCGUCAAAUCUUCGUCAUCGCAGUUAAUAAAGGGUUAACGUCUUUUGGCCAUUUUAAAAACAAAUGUUAAUUAUCAUACUAAAGGUCUUCAAUUAAUUUCACCUUUUUGUCAAUGUCGUUGAUUGCGCACAUAAUAAAAGUAUUCUAAUUACCAUUAUAAAUAUUAAUAUAUGUUUGUAAAUAAUAUUAAAUAAAACUUCAACAAACAAAAGACGAAAACUGCCGAUCAA
Leptopilina boulardi is the source of this 4527-nucleotide messenger RNA. RefSeq names its product odorant receptor 9a-like. Gene Ontology annotation, molecular function: odorant binding; olfactory receptor activity. Gene Ontology annotation, cellular component: plasma membrane. Bases 250 to 1437 code for a protein of 395 amino acids. The transcript has 11 exons. The record is from RefSeq and is a predicted model, not a curated record. Gene Ontology annotation, biological process: detection of chemical stimulus involved in sensory perception of smell; sensory perception of smell. NCBI's taxonomy places the organism in Eukaryota, Metazoa, Arthropoda, Insecta, Hymenoptera, Figitidae.